This is a messenger RNA of Linepithema humile (Argentine ant), 3290 nucleotides long. RefSeq names its product Connector of kinase to AP-1 (gene Cka). Gene Ontology annotation, molecular function: protein binding. The record is from RefSeq and is a predicted model, not a curated record. NCBI's taxonomy places the organism in Eukaryota, Metazoa, Arthropoda, Insecta, Hymenoptera, Formicidae.
GGAACAGGCGGAACGGCCCGUAACUAGAUAGACGGCCAAUAAAAGCUGACGUGAAACGCAACGCGCCGCGUAGCAAGGACUAGAAAAACAAACGAACGAUCCACUCGGCGUGAAGAUUGCCGUGAGGGGGUAGUGAAUGUCGGUGAAUCGCCGAUAAAGGGUAAAUUCCGGCGACGAUGCACGCGGAUCGGCGAGGUGCACGAACUCGCGACUGGGCGUGAGGCAUGCCGCGUGAUUACUUUCACCCGUUGACCCGUUGACGACGAGCGCGGCCGACGCAAUAGAGAGGAGACGAUUCUACGUGCACCAAUUCCGACUUCGCUUUUCCGAAAGUUAGCACGGGCGAGAGCUUGCGAAACGAGCGGAUCUACGGGCUUUUUUCUUGUGCGAGUCGUACACACGGCGCCGUAACUGCGUCCGCAUGCGUAAUAAUUGUCUCCUUUUCCGACGGGCCGAUCGAAAUACAUUGUCCGACCGGAGAGCACUCUCGGGGUACACGGCGAAGAAAGGGAAGUUGCUGUAAUGGCCGCCGUGUCAUGAAAUGAAGGUGCCGAGCCAGUUUUGUGGUGCCACAAUGGAGGAUAGCUGCAGCCCCGCGUCCCAGAAUCACAACGGCCAGCUGGCUGGCGGCGCGAAUGUGUCCCUUGCUAACAACAAGCACCAGGGCGGCAGCGACAAUGGCAGCAACGGCGACGCCAAGGACCAGCGGCCGCAGUACUCGAUGCCUGGUAUACUACAUUUUAUCCAGCACGAGUGGGCCCGCUUCGAGCUCGAAAGGUCCCAGUGGGAACUGGACAGGGCAGAAUUUCAGGCUAGGAUAGCUUUUCUUCAGGGUGAAAGAAAGGGACAGGAAAAUUUGAAGAACGACCUCGUGAGGAGAAUAAAAAUGUUAGAGUAUGCACUUAAGCAAGAAAGAGCAAGGUAUCAUAAAUUAAAAUAUGGUACUGACUUAGUAAUGCAAGGAGAUAUCAAACCACCUCUUUAUGAGGAGGGUACAACGUGCAAUGUUUCUGAAGGUAGUGGUGGUGGUGGCAGUGGUACUGGCGGCGGCAGUGGAGGAGGAGAUGGAGAAGCUUCAUUUACAUCUGUCAGUAAUGUUAGUUGGAGACAAGGCCGUCAACUUUUAAGGCAAUAUUUACAAGAGAUUGGAUAUACUGAUACAAUAAUAGACGUACGAUCAAACAGAGUACGAUCUUUACUCGGUUUAAAUAAUAACACAGACACAGAAGAAAUGAAUACUCCAGCGUUAAAUGGAAAUGAGGGAACAGCGCAAGAUAAACAAGAAUAUAACGAAAGUCUCGUACGCCGAGGAAAACAACAGGCACCCCCAAAAAAGCAACAGCCAUCUUCUAUAGCAGAGGCAAUGAUAUUAGAUACAGAAGCGGCUGUUAUAGCAAAUUUUGAAUUUUUGGGGCACACAGAUAUGGACAUGGAAGAGGAGGAAGGAGAUGUAGAAGAUGAAAUUUAUGAUGCAAAUACAGAGACCAAACCAAAUAAAGCAUCUAUUCCCCUUCUAGCGGAGGAUGUUGAUACAGAUGCAGAAGCAGAAGAAGUAUUAAACGAAUUAAAUCUCCUCACAGAAAUUGAAGAAUCACCGCCUGGUUCUAUUCAUCUGGAAAUGAAUUCUUCAGAAUGGAAUGCAUUACAUAGAGGAUUACAAUCAGACCCAAGACGCCCAAAUAAAGAAGGUGAUUCCACACUGGAAUUAGGAGAAUUAGAGCAAUUAUGUGUUAACAAUGAUGCAGAGAUAUCAUAUGACAUGGUUUCCACUACAAAAGAGACCUUCAGAAAAACGUGGAAUGCGAAAUAUACGUUACGAUCGCAUUUCGACGCUGUCAGGGCACUUGUCUUCCAUCCCACAGAUCCAGUCCUUAUCACUGCGAGCGAUGAUCAUACAUUGAAAUUGUGGAAUCUUCAUAAGACUGUACCAGCAAAAAAGUCAGCUUCGUUAGAUGUAGAACCACUUUAUACAUUCAGAUCACACACUGGACCUGUAUUGUGUCUAGCCAUGUGCAGCGCGGGUAAUCGAUGUUAUAGCGGUGGUUUAGAUGGCAAUAUUCAUUGUUGGACACUUCCAUCGGCUAAUAUCGAUCCGUACGACUCGUACGAACCAAGUGUCCUUAGUCAUACAUUAACAGGGCACACAAACGCCGUUUGGGGCUUAAGCAUGUAUCAUCUACGUCCUACCAUGCUGUCAUUCAGCGCAGACGGAACUGUAAAACUCUGGGCUCCACAGGCCCCACAACCUCUUCUCAAUACGUAUGUCUCGGAACAAGACGGCAUACCAACUUCGGUUGACUUCAUCAGGGACGAGCCGCACAAGCUAGUCGUGGCUUAUGAAGGAGCUUGCGUGGUAUUUGACACUGAAACAGGCGCGAUCGUGGCGCGGCUCGAGGCGAACGAGACAAAGGGCGUGAAUCGCGUCGUAGCGCAUCCGACAUUACCGCUCGUUGUGGCCGCGCACGAGGAUCGGCAUAUUCGAUUUUACGAUCACCGGUCGGCUACCCUCGCUCACGCAAUGGUAGCGCAUUUGGACGCAGUUACUAGUCUUGCUGUAGAUCCUCAUGGACUAUACUUACUUUCAGGAAGUCACGACUGCAGUAUAAGAUUAUGGAACAUGGAUAACAAGACUUGUGUUCAGGAGAUAACAGCGCAUCGGAAGAAAUUCGAUGAAAGUAUUCUAGACGUAGCGUUCCAUCCGUCACGACCGUUUAUAGCGAGCGCCGGCGCCGACGCUCUCGCCAAAGUGUUUGUGUGAAAUGUGUAAAUCCGAGAGAUACUCACUACAUCAAAAUGAUUUCUACUAUUACAUCAAAUCGAGCAGUUUUUGUACUCGUAUUCUUUUUUAGAUAGCCUUAUAACUUUAUGUGUCCACCCACAAACACUUCCAAUUUCCGUUGUAACUCUGAUCGUUCUACCAUUUUUGAGGUUUAUAAAAAAAUCAAAUCGAUCGUAUAGGUAUUCAUAAAACGAAUGAAAAUUAUCCGUAACACUUGUCUGUGACAGUUUAUGAAGCAAAAAAAAAAAACAAUUUUGAAUAUAACGCUACUUGAUGUUAAUCAUCAAGUAGUUAAAUACUAUUUGAAAUAGCGGGGAGGGGUCUAUCAUGUAGAAUAUUAGCCGUUAUAGUCCUGAUAAUUAGAGGAACCAACCCCUUACCCACAGAAUCCAGGAAGUACACUGCCGCGGUAGCGUAAUAUUUAUCCUUAUGUUAACUAUUUAUUACCAAUAUCGCCGUUACUGUUGCACAGCUACUGGGGAUUAAUACAAUCGUAAUAAUCGAUGAUACA